ACUCCUACUGUGCUGCAAAGAGGUGUGUCGGUCACGUAGGAGUACUCACUUAUCCCACGGAUAGCAGAGGAAAGUGGCCAACGACGUGAGCUCCGUAUCGCUCCACCCCAAAGCAACAGACCCGGAAGCCAUGGCGACGGCAACAGCACAAUACGGCAAACUGCACCUGAAGACAAACUUCAAGGUCGCAACCACAAUCGAGUCCACAUACACCGGCGGAAAAGCAGUCGUCACAGCCGAUGAGCGCUUCCUCAUCACCCCCGUCGGCGACGACGUCAACGUCAUGGACCUCGCCACCGGCCACCAGGUGUUCAGGCUGAAAGGAGAGUCGGACGUCAUCUCCUGUCUCGCCGUAAAACCGGACGGGGAACACUUGGUCAGCGCGAGUCAGAGCUUGCUGCUGAAGCUGUGGGACUUGGAGACGGGAGACGAGGUGCGGAGUUGGAAGGCACACGAGGCGCCGGUGAUCGCUAUGGAUUUUGAUGCAACGUCGACGUUGGUGGCGACUGGGUCGGCGGACAGCACAGUGAAGGUGUGGGAUGUGGACGGAGGGUUCUGCACACACAACCUCAAGGGGCACGGGGGUAUCAUCAGCGCCGUUAAGUUCCACUCGGACAAGAAGCGUAUUCGGCUGGUGUCUGGUAGCGACGACUGCAAGAUCCGUGUGUGGGACCUGCACAAACGGGCGUGCGUCGCGGUUUUGGACAGCCACGUCAGUGUGAUAAGAGGUCUCGAUUUCAGCUUGGACGGGUCCCUACUGGUGUCGGGAGCGCGAGACAAGGUGCUGAACGUUUGGAAUAUGGGCACCUACGAACUCGAAAAGACCCUGCCGAUCUACGAAUCCGUCGAGACGCUCGGUGUCUUGCCUGCAGACUCGCCGUUUGCGGAAAAGGGGAACUUGGUGGUCUACACGGGCGGAGACAAGGGUAUCAUGAGGAUAUGGGACGUGGCAUCAGGGACAUGUCUCGCCACCCAGGCCGCAGAGGAAAACAACAAGCACGAGAUCUCAGGGUCGGUCUACCUGAAUAGCACGCAAACCCUCGUUGCAAUAACCACCGACCAGAACCUCCUCUUCUACGAUGUGACGGAUAACCUUAAACGAGUCCGGCAGAUCGCAGGAUACAACCAAGAAGUCCUCGAUCUCGCUCUGGUGGGCAAAGACGACAGCCACCUCGCCGUCGUAACCAACACCGAACAGCUGCGCGUCUACAACCUCUCCACCAUGGACUGCGACAUCCUCUACGGCCACACCGAGAUCAUCAUGUCCGUCGCCGCCUCCCGCGACGGCACGAUGCUCGUCUCCGGGUCACACGACCACACCGCGGUCGUAUGGCGAUUCAACGCUGAUGAGGAGGAGAACGCAGACAACAGGUGUGUCAAGGUCGGCACCUGCGUAGGCCACACCGAACCCGUCAGCGCCGUCGCCUUCCCGCGCAAAUCCAACGGCUUUGUCAUAACCGGCUCUCACGACCGUACCAUCAAAGUCUGGGACAUCCCGAUCACCCCCUCCUCAUCCUCUGAACCCGUAAAACUAAAAACCCGCUACACGUUCCAAGCCCACGACAAAGACAUCCAAUCCAUCGCAGUCGCUCCCAACGACAAAGUCUUUGCCUCCUGCGCCCUCGACAAGACCGCCAAGUUGUGGUCAACCGACGACGGCCGCCUCCUCGGAACAUUCAAAGGCCACCGUCGCGGGCUGUGGAGCGUCGCCUUCUCCCCCGUCGACCAGAUCCUCGCAACCUCCUCAACCGACAAGACCAUCAAGCUGUGGAACGUGACCGAUUUCUCCUGCGUCAAGACCUUCGAGGGCCACACCAACUCCGUCCUCCGCUGCGCGUUUCUGUCCGCGGGGAUGCAGCUCGUGUCCUGCGGGAGCGACGGGCUCCUCAAGCUGUGGACGAUUCGAACGAACGAGUGUGUGGGCACGUUGGAUGGACAUGAGGACCGGAUAUGGGCGCUGGCGGUCACGAAGGACGAGACACGCGUUGUGUCCGGGUCGUCGGAUUCGACCGUCGUCGUGUGGGAAGACGUGACGAUCCAGGAACAGGAGGAGAAACAGAAGGUGCAUGAGGAGCAGGUCUUGCUUGAACAAGACCUCUCAAACUACCUCCACACCCGGGACUACAAACGCGCGAUCCUCCUCGCGCUCCGCCUCUCCAAACCCCACCGCCUGCUCGCGCUCUUCACCGACCUCCUGCACACGCGCCCGGACCGCGACUCCACAACCGGCUCCCUGGCCGUCGACGCCCUCCUCCCGCGUCUCUCCCCGCCCAACCUCCUCAAACUGCUCACCCAUCUCCGCGCGUGGAACACGAACACGCGCCACGCGAGGGUCGCGCAGACGCUGCUGUAUGUGAUUCUGCACGGCGUGCGCCCCGAGACGCUGCUGGGACUACGGGGCGGGAGGGAGGUCGUGGAGGCGCUGGUGGUGUAUACGGAGCGGCAUGAGCGGGCGGCGGGGGAGGCGGUCCGGGGGAGCUUUUUGGUGGAUUGGACGGUGGAGAGGAUGGGCGGGUUGGAUGCGGUGGACGACGAGUCCACGGAGGAGGCGAUGGAGAACGGAGAGGGGGAUGAAGUGAGGAGGUGGAUUGAGAAAGCGGGGGUGGGGAACGGGCAUGUGCAUGGCGCAGGGGCGAUGUUGGAUGGGUCGUCGGAAGGAGAGGAGGAUGACGAGGACAGUGAAGACCAGGACGAGGCCGAGGACGAAGACGCUAUGCAGGUCGACACGUAAACGCCCGGAUGUCCC
This is a messenger RNA of Fimicolochytrium jonesii, 2746 nucleotides long. RefSeq names its product WD40-repeat-containing domain protein. Gene Ontology annotation, molecular function: protein binding; U3 snoRNA binding. Lineage: Eukaryota; Fungi; Chytridiomycota; Chytridiomycetes; Spizellomycetales; Powellomycetaceae. The coding region runs from base 131 to 2731 and encodes 866 amino acids. Gene Ontology annotation, cellular component: small-subunit processome; nucleolus; 90S preribosome. The record is from RefSeq and is a predicted model, not a curated record. The transcript is spliced from 2 exons. Gene Ontology annotation, biological process: endonucleolytic cleavage in 5'-ETS of tricistronic rRNA transcript (SSU-rRNA, 5.8S rRNA, LSU-rRNA); endonucleolytic cleavage to generate mature 5'-end of SSU-rRNA from (SSU-rRNA, 5.8S rRNA, LSU-rRNA).